Teleopsis dalmanni is the source of this 539-nucleotide messenger RNA. RefSeq lists its product as uncharacterized. Gene Ontology annotation, molecular function: DNA binding. The transcript has 2 exons. Bases 113 to 445 code for a protein of 110 amino acids. Gene Ontology annotation, cellular component: nucleus. The record is from RefSeq and is a predicted model, not a curated record. Gene Ontology annotation, biological process: DNA repair; DNA replication; DNA recombination. Lineage: Eukaryota; Metazoa; Arthropoda; Insecta; Diptera; Diopsidae.
UGUUUUGUUUGAGUUUAAGCGCGAAUAGAGGAGUUCGUGAUUUGUUUUAGAUAUUUGCUAAAAUUACUGCUUUAUUACAUAGAUAAAAAUAUCAUACAAUAUAUAUAUCAAAAUGUCAUUCGAACCACGUUCUUUAGUAAAUGGUAACAUACUGCGCCAGUAUACUGGUAAAAAUGUGAGCAUCAUGUUGCAAGUUGAGAAAGAAGAUGGUCGGAUGCUCAUUGCAAAAUCAACUGAUAACCUGAAUGUCCGAGUAGCUAUGCCUCAGCCCCAAGGUGUGCGAAACGGUGACUGGGUUGAAGUAAUUGGCGUUCCAACAGGAGCCGAUUCCAUAAAUGCAAAAGAGGUUAUAACGUUCCCCGGACAAUUUUCUCUUGAAUCAGAAGACUAUAACAUGAUGGUGCGUUUUUUAAAUAACGCUAAAGACGUAUUUCGUCAGGGAUGACAAGUUUUAAAGUUUUCUUUAUAUUAAAUAAAAAUAUAUUAUAUUUUAUUUUAAUAAAUUAUAUUAAUUAAUAAACUAAAAAAGAAUGCAGCUG